Salarias fasciatus (jewelled blenny) is the source of this 1886-nucleotide messenger RNA. RefSeq names its product major histocompatibility complex class I-related gene protein-like. The coding region runs from base 107 to 1159 and encodes 350 amino acids. NCBI's taxonomy places the organism in Eukaryota, Metazoa, Chordata, Actinopteri, Blenniiformes, Blenniidae. The record is from RefSeq and is a predicted model, not a curated record. Gene Ontology annotation, biological process: intracellular signal transduction; immune response; lipid metabolic process. Gene Ontology annotation, molecular function: phosphatidylinositol-4,5-bisphosphate phospholipase C activity. Gene Ontology annotation, cellular component: external side of plasma membrane. The transcript is spliced from 10 exons.
ACUGUGACACUCACACUGAAUCGUCAUUGGUUGAGAUGCAGGUUCAUGCCUUGUUUUUCUUUUCUCCCUCAGUAAAGAUUCUCCAAAGAGCUGUGAACUCCUCCACAUGAGAAUAAAGCCUGGAUCUGUCACAAUGAAGCUCCUCCUGGUUCUUUUCCUGCUGGUAAUCUCCAGAGCGGCUGCAGGGAAGCACUCUCUGAAGUAUUUCUUCACUUCAUCCUCUGAAGUUCCAAAGUUUCCAGAGUUUGUGGCUGUUUAUUUGGUGAAUGAAGUUCAGAUCAUUCACUAUGACAGCAACACGAGGAGAGCAGAGCCCAAACAAGACUGGAUGAACAAAAUCACAGAAGAUGAUCCAACGUUCUGGGACGAUGAAACUGAGAGGUUGAAGCUGAAUCAGCAAACCAGUAAAGUAAACAUUAAGAUCUUGAAGCAGCGCUUCAACCAAACUGGAGGUCUUCAUAUUGUCCAGGUCAUGUAUGGCUGUGACUGGGACGAUAAAACUGAUGAAGUGAACGGAUUUGAACAAUAUGGUUACGAUGGAGAAGAUUUCCUGUCUUAUGACUUGAAGACAGAGACAUGGAUCGCUCCAAGACCACAGGCUGUCACCACCAAACUCAGGCUGGACAAUAACAAAAGCUAUCAGACAUAUUUAAAAUAUUAUUUUACCCAGGAAUGUCCUGAGUGGCUGAAGAAGUUUCUGAACUAUGGGGGGAGUUCACUGAUGAGAAAAGAUCUUCCCUCAGUGUCUCUCCUCCAGAAGACUCCCUCCUCUCCGCUCACCUGCCACGCUACAGGUUUCUACCCCGACAGAGCCGACUUGUUCUGGAAGAAAGACGAGGAGGAGCUCCAUGAGGACGUGGUCAAAGGAGAGAUCCUCCCCAACCAUGACGGGAGCUUCCAGAUGAGCGUUGAUCUGGAUCUUUCAGGGCUCAAAGAUGAAGACUGGGGGAGGUACAGCUGUGUGUUUCAUCUGGCUGGAGUUCAAGAGGACGUCCUCAUACCACUGGACAAACGUGUGAUUCUGACCAACUGGAGCAGUGAUGAAGGGUUUCCCUUUGCUGCUGCUGCUGCUUUUGGAUUUGUUUGCAUGAUCAUCCUGACAAGCUACAUCUCUGGACGCCUCAUUGAUAAAUGGUGCAGACGCAUCAACAUUGCUUGAAGUUCAUCAAAGGAGAAGAUCCAGCUGUGAAGAAAGUGAAUACAUGAAGAGAACAGAUCAUAUAAAUAAGUCUGUAGUCUCCAACGUUACGGUCUAACCGAUCAAAAUCUGACAGCCGAUUCCAGAGACACAGACACUUCUCCUUAACGCUAAAAGAGCUGGUCACAGAUUCCUAGCUCAGGCUUGGUGACCUUGCGGCCGUUCAUGAGCUUUGUGGUGAGUUGUACUCGCUCGUUGUUCAUUCAUAAAAUUAUAUGCAUCUAAUCCGCGUCAUCAUAGGUCUCCGGUCUCGUAUGUGUGGGCUGCCUUGUAGUACCUCGCUCUCUAUUUUUGCGGAAGCGCUUUAUUGACUUACAGCUGGGUGCGAGGUUUGUUUUCCCCCUGCUGCUCCUGGUUCAGAGCGCCGCCUUGGUUUCCAACCGGGCCUCCUCUUCUCCCCUGAUUUGGUACUCCUCUCUGGAUUUUUUGCGUUCCUCUCCUACUUCCUACUGGCUCCUUGUCUGCCGCUACGGAGCACUGUGAGCAGGGUGAUGUAUAGACUGUUGGACCGAGCGACCACUUGAGGGCGCUGGUGCCUUCCACAAAGACUAAGUGUGCGCUCUAAAACAAAAUGAAACCAAAACAAACUGCUGUGUGAAAGUGUUUGGGUGGAAAAUAUUUUAAACCAACCGGAAAUGUUUUAUUUGAUUAAUACACUGUAAAAUAAAGGUUAUAUUUUUUUUCUAAA